AUCUAUUUUUGGAAAAUGAUGUUGGGAACUCACGCGCUGCCUUCUCGGAUAACCAUCUCGAAGUGGACUGCCCACUUCUCCUCUCCACCGCCUCGAACGCAUUCACCUGCUUUAGCCCCUCGGUUUCUCUACUUCCUCCGCCUCCGGAGGUUUGUCCGCUUAAAUACUCCCAUGGCCGGAGCAGGAUCUGCCUCCGCCGCCGUCGAUGGUGAGCCGACGCCGGAGCACGUUGUUGGAAAGUGGUUCUCCGUGCCGGAGCUCCGUCUGCGUGAUCAUCGCUUCGCCGUCCCUCUAGAUUACUCCCUCGAUCCUACAACUUCUCCGAAGAUAACCAUCUUCGCUCGCGAAGUCGUCUCAGUUGGGAAAGAAGAACAAGCAAUGCCUUAUCUGUUGUACCUACAGGGCGGUCCUGGAUUUGAGAGCCCACGACCAAGUGAAGCGAGUGGAUGGAUACAGAGAGCGUGCGAAGAAUUUCGUGUUAUCUUGAUGGAUCAGCGAGGAACUGGCUUAUCAUCUCCUUUGACAACAUCCUCUAUGCUGCAAUUCAAGUCCCCCAAGGAAUUAGCGGAUUAUUUGGUUCACUUUCGAGCUGACAAUAUUGUGAAGGAUGCUGAGUUUAUUCGAGUUCGUCUAGUUCCUAAUGCAGAACCAUGGACGAUUUUGGGCCAGAGUUUUGGUGGAUUCUGUGCAGUUACAUAUCUGGGCUUUGCGCCAAAAGGGCUACAACGAGUCCUUAUAACCGGAGGAAUUCCUCCGAUUGGAAAGGGAUGCACAGCAGAUGAUGUGUACGAGGCAUGUUUUGAACAAGUCAUUCGCCAGAACGAGAAAUACUACAAUAGGUUUCCUGAAGAUAUUGAGAUUGUUCGGGAAGUGAUAAAUUAUUUGGCUGAAUCUGAAGGAGGCGCGGUACCUCUUCCUUCUGGAGGCAUCCUCACACCGAAGGGUCUGCAAACUCUUGGCCUGUCUGGUUUAGGGUCCAGUACUGGUUUUGAGCGCCUGCAUUAUAUGUUUGAGAGAGUCUGGGACCCUGUAUUAGUUCCUGAAGCACCUAAGUGUAUUAGUCAGUUCUUCUUGAAUGCUUUUGAGAGUUGGCAAUCUUUCCACACAAACCCACUCUAUGCGCUUCUACACGAGACAAUAUACUGUGAAGGUGCCUCAUCAAGAUGGUCUGCUCAUAGAAUACGUGCAAAAUUCGAGAGCAAGUUUGAUGCCAUCAAUGCAGCCAGAGGAGGUCAGCCUGUACUCUUCACAGGAGAGAUGAUAUUUCCAUGGAUGUUUGAUGAGAUUCAUGCCUUGAAGCCUUUCAAAGAAACCGCCCAUCUUUUGGCAGAGAAAGAGGACUGGCCUCCAUUAUACGAUAUCACCGCAUUGAAGAGUAACAAGGUACCUGCAGCAGCAGCGGUUUACUACGAUGAUAUGUAUGUGAACUUGAAGCUAGUAAAGGAAACAGCUUCUCAGAUAGCCUCGAUUCGGCUAUGGAUAACAAACGAAUACAUGCAUUCAGGCCUUCGUGACGCAGGGCGACAGGUUCUGGAUCAUCUGUUUGGAAUGAUCAAUGGGAAGAAACCUCUUUUCUGAUCUCUCUCUUUCAUAUAUAAAUUAGUCACUGUUGUACCCUUAGCUCUUUUCAAAGUUUGGCCGGUUCAGACCAAUUUUCGGUUUGGUUUGGUUUGGUUAACCAUCUAUGCAGUUGAAUAAACAGUGGAUGAAUGAGUUUUUUUUUGUAAAGGUUGUGUUGUAUGUGUAUUGAAACGAAACGUUUGAGUUUAGUUUCAAAAUUGGUGAAUAUUGGAUCA
Messenger RNA from Tarenaya hassleriana, 1796 nucleotides. Its product is annotated as proline iminopeptidase. The transcript has 10 exons. Gene Ontology annotation, molecular function: peptidase activity. The coding region runs from base 16 to 1578 and encodes 520 amino acids. Gene Ontology annotation, biological process: proteolysis. Lineage: Eukaryota; Viridiplantae; Streptophyta; Magnoliopsida; Brassicales; Cleomaceae. The record is from RefSeq and is a predicted model, not a curated record.